GCAUAAAUCACCUUGGGACGAGAUCAAACACUGAAGCGGUAGUGGUUGAGUUGAGAGAGAGAGAGAGAGUACUGUUCAUCUUGAAAUGGUGAAAAUUACGCAUAUUAUUUUUGAUGUUGAUGGACUUCUACUGGACACAGAAUCAGUGUAUACUGAGUUUACAUCGAAUUUCCUUCAACCUUAUAAUCUAACAUUUGAUUAUAAUGUGAAAAAAAUGAUGAUGGGUAGAAAACCGCAUGAAGCUGCUGAAUUUCUUAUAAAGAAAUUUAAUUUACCCAUUAGUGUAGAUGAAUAUAUUCAGAGACAAUCGAAUUAUUUAUCUCCAGAGAAAUGGAAAUCUGUUAAAUGUUUACCUGGUGCAGAGGAGAUUAUUCAGCAUUUUGCACUGCAUAAUAUACCUAUGGCAUUGGCUACUGGUUGUUGUAGUUAUGAACUUGAACAAAAAAUGACAAAUCAUCAAGGCAUCCUUUGUAAAAUGUCACAUUCUGUAUGCUCUGGAGAUGAUUCUACUAUUAAGAAUGGUAAACCUAAGCCAGAUAUCUUUUUGGCUGCAGCGAGCAGAUUUAAAAAUCCUCCACAGUGUUUAGAUGAAGUUCUUGUAUUCGAAGAUUCUCCAAAUGGUGUAGAAGCUGCUCUGUCAGCAGGAAUGCAUGUUGUUUGGAUACCUGAUCCACGAGAACCGCCUGGAGUUUGUAUAGAUUCCCUGACAUCUUCUGAUAUUUCACGUGUUACCAGAUUGACUAGUUUAUGUGAUUUUAAACCUGAACAAUUCGGUUUACCUGGAUUUUAGAUAUGAAAAGUCUUUGUAAAUAAUUUUUAAUAUAUAUAUAUAUAUAUAUAUA
This is a messenger RNA of Trichobilharzia regenti, 842 nucleotides long. The record is from the annotation of a GenBank genome assembly. Lineage: Eukaryota; Metazoa; Platyhelminthes; Trematoda; Strigeidida; Schistosomatidae.